Molecule: messenger RNA, 3929 nt
Organism: Vigna angularis (adzuki bean)
Lineage: Eukaryota; Viridiplantae; Streptophyta; Magnoliopsida; Fabales; Fabaceae
Product: kinesin-like protein KIN-14J
Exons: 22
Coding region: 408-3653 (1081 amino acids)
Biological process (GO): microtubule-based movement
Molecular function (GO): microtubule binding; microtubule motor activity; ATP binding
Source: RefSeq, a predicted model, not a curated record
UUUGGCUUGUAAUCCAAUUCAAUUCACACUUUCCCAAAUUUUCCAAAAUUCCAGGUCCUCACACUGUCAUUUGAAAACAACACAACAAAGAAAAAAAAAAAAGAAAGAAAAGGCUAUGCCCAUUGCUUCAACUCAACUUCCCUUCAACACUCUUUCACUGUCUCCACCACCUAAAUCCUUUUCUUCCUUUUCCUAACCCCAAAUUUUUCAUUUCCGUACCACAAUUUCCCCGUGAUUCUCCUCGAUCUGUAACCGCUCUCAUUGCUGUUUCAUCCACAUUGCAAUAUUUGUGUCUUUUUUGUUGGAUUCAAUUUCUGUUUUCCGAAGAACGAGCUCGUCUUUUUCUCUCAUUGCUUUCUCGAGAUAGGUGCUAUUGAUAAAGGGGGCGAGGAGGGUCCAAAUCGAGUAUGCAGUGGGAGCAGGAGGGGUGGGGGAAAGGGGGAAUUAACAACGGUAAUGGGUUUCAUCGUGCAGGUAGUCAGCAGCUUCCGUCACUGGUGAAGUGGAUAAAUGCUGUGCUUCCUAACUUUAAUCUGCCUUUAGAUACUUCGGAGGACGAGUUGAGGGCACGGUUGAGGGAUGGAUCUGUGUUAUGCAGCAUUUUGGAUAAUCUGGUUCCUGGUUCGGUGAAGGGAAAUGGUUCUUUGAAUGAGCUACUCAGUGUGAAAAGGUUUCUGGUAGCUUUGGAUGAAUUGGGAUUGUCUGGAUUUGAAUUGUCAGACCUACAGCAGGGAUCCAUGGUGCCUGUGUUGCAGUGUCUUGAAACUCUAAAAACUCAUUUUUCUUAUAAUGCUGCACGAGAAAAUAUCCAAAGUUGUUCUAGAAAGAGGUGGGACCAAUCAAAUCUAAUGUCCUCAGAGGAAAGUGACAGUUGCCUCAAGGAUGCUUCAAAAUUUCAACAUGCUUUUGAUGGUUCUGUUGGAUCAGAUGGAAUUGCAUCCGUAGAUCACACUGGAAUAAAGUCUAAUGAACUGUUCCACUUGAAGAAAGGGUUGCAUGUAGAUUAUUCUGAUGCCAACUUUAAUGAAGUAUUGAAAUUAAACAAUUUGGAUAGUGUCUCAACUCAAUUGCUUUUUAAUAUAGGAAAAAGGAUCCUAAGUGAUAUAUUUGAAAGGAAAAAUGGAGAUGUACCUCAGGCUCAUCGUGCUGCAUGCUUGUUGAGGAAAAUUCUGCAAGUAAUUGAGUUGCGCUUUUCGAAUCAAGCUGAAAGCAUGAAAAAUCAAAACUAUCAUUUCAAAGCUCGUGAGGGAAAAUAUCAAACAAGAAUACAUGCACUUGAGACCUUGGCAGUAGGGACAACUGAAGAGAAUGAGAUUCUUUCAAGUUGGGUUCAGCAAUUGAAGUACGAUUUGCAGGCUGAACAAACUAAAUUUGAGGAGAAGAAGAGACUUGAAGAGCAAGAUUUUUCUCAUUUAAAGAAAGAAAAAGUUCGUAGUGAAAUUGAAAUUUCUGCAUUGAAGCAAGAUUUGGAAAUAGCCAAAAGAACACAUGAAAAACAUGUUUCAGAGUUAGAAUUGCUUGUUGCUGAAUCUAAAGCUGAAUAUGAAAAAAGGAUAGAGGAACUUAAGCUUCAUCUUGCAGAUGCAAGAAAGCAAGUGAAGGAACUAGAGGCAUUUUCAGAAUCCAGAUUUUUGAAUUGGAAGAAUAAAGAACAUAGCUAUCAAACUAUCGUAAAUUUCCAAUUUGGAGUUUUCCAGGAGCUGAGAGCAUCCAUGAAGUCUGUCAAAGAUGAUGUAAUAAAAACAAAAAGAAGCUACUUAGAGGAAUUCAAGUACUUUGGAACCAAGUUGAAAGGUCUAGCUGAGGCUGCUGAAAAUUAUCAUGUAGUUCUAGCAGAAAAUAGGAAAUUGUAUAAUGAAGUUCAAGAUUUGAAAGGUAAUAUAAGGGUGUAUUGUCGUAUUAGACCAUUUCUUCCAGGGCAAAAUCAAAGCCAUACAACAAUUGAGUUUGUUGGGGAUGAUGGAGAACUCGUUGUUAGCAAUCCUCUUAAACAUGGAAAGGAAAAUCGUAAACUAUUUAAAUUUAACAAGGUUUUUGGUCAAGCAACAAGUCAAGAGGAAGUAUUCAAGGACACUCAACCACUGAUUCGAUCUGUUCUUGAUGGGUACAAUGUUUGUAUAUUUGCCUAUGGUCAAACUGGUUCAGGAAAGACAUAUACAAUGAGCGGACCUGGCCUAUCAUCAAAAUCAGAUUGGGGAGUCAACUAUCGGGCACUUCAUGAUCUUUUCCAUAUCUCCCAGACUAGGAGAAGCUCUAUUGUUUAUGAAGUUGGAGUUCAAAUGGUUGAAAUUUAUAACGAACAAGUUCGUGAUUUACUAUCAAGCAAUGGUCCUCAAAAGAGACUCGGGAUUUGGAAUACUGCCCAACCAAAUGGGUUGGCUGUUCCUGAUGCAAGUAUGCAUUCUGUAAAUUCUAUGGCAGAUGUCCUUGAGUUGAUGAAUACUGGGUUGAUGAAUCGAGCAACUAGUGCAACAGCCUUGAAUGAAAGAAGUAGUCGAUCACACAGUGUUCUCUCUGUUCAUGUCCGAGGAACGGAUUUGAAGACCAACACACUGUUGCGUGGAUGUCUGCAUCUUGUAGAUCUUGCAGGAAGUGAAAGAGUGGAUCGCUCUGAAGCAACUGGAGAUAGGCUGAAGGAGGCUCAACAUAUAAAUAAAUCACUAUCUGCACUUGGAGAUGUGAUAUUUGCCCUAUCACAAAAGAAUUCACAUGUGCCAUAUAGAAAUAGUAAAUUGACCCAACUUCUUCAGAGUUCGUUAGGCGGUCAAGCAAAAACCCUUAUGUUUGUUCAGCUUAAUCCUGAUGUUGCUUCAUAUUCUGAAACUGUAAGCACCUUGAAGUUUGCUGAAAGGGUUUCUGGCGUUGAGUUAGGCGCUGCUCGUAGCAACAAAGAGGGAAGGGAUGUGAGAGAACUUAUGGAGCAGUUGGUAUCUCUCAAGGAUGUUAUUGGAAGGAAGGAUGAAGAGAUUGAGCAGUUACAGUUGCUCAAAGCAAAUCAAAAUGGUGCAAAUAAUGGCAUGAUCUCAGUUAGACACAGGUCAUCAUCUCCAAGGAGACUCUCCGUAGGGACUCCCCGAAAUAGCACAAGACGUUCGGGAAUGAGCAGCCUUAGAGUGAAUGGAAAGGCAGCUUCUGACAUGGAUAACUGCUCAGAAUACAGUGAUAAGCAUUCUGAAGCUGGUUCUCAUCAAUCAAUGGAUGAUUUCAGGAACAAGUCCAGCUCCCUUCGGUUGAAAUUAGCCAGAGAUGAUAUCAGUCAAAAUUUCAAUGAGGACACUGACCUAUUAAGAUUUGGAGAUGCAGAUUCGGAGGAGAGAUUAAGUGACAUAUCUGAUGGUGGUCUUUCAAUGGGAACCGAAACCGAAGGCUCAAUCAGUAGUAUUGUGGAGUAUACACUUUUCCCUGAACUCGAGAAGGCAGCUGAAGCGACACCAGUGAAGGACAGCAACACAAUCAUUAAUUUUCCAGCUGAAAGCACAGAAAAGCCAAUUAUGCCAUCCAGAAUUCCUAAAGCUGCUCAAGCCUCACAAAAAAUGCGGACAAUACCUUCUAGGCUAUCAUUAAGCAAAACCUCUUCGAAGGCUCCGUCAAGUGUUAGAAAACCCAUUGCCAGUAGCUCUUCUUCGGCGAAGCCCCUUAAACGUUGGCAAUAGUUAGGAUGCAUCUUGGAUGCUGUAGAGUGCUUAUUUUUAACAUAGCUAUAGGAGCUUUUUAUUUAUGUUAGGUGCUCAUUCUAAUUACACUGUACUCAAGGCUCGAGGUUCAGCUCAUUUCAGCAGCUUCAAUCUGUUAUUGAACGAGGCGAUUUGCAAACUCUAGCUUGUAAUCAGUUUGUAUGUAAAAAAGCACCAUGGCCUUUUUAUGCCAUGUUACUGAAUCUGCUGUAUUUACAACUUCUCAUUCAGUAAUGUUAUCUGCCAUGUUGUAUA